Molecule: messenger RNA, 3538 nt
Organism: Oncorhynchus masou masou (cherry salmon)
Lineage: Eukaryota; Metazoa; Chordata; Actinopteri; Salmoniformes; Salmonidae
Gene: bbs4
Product: Bardet-Biedl syndrome 4
Exons: 16
Coding region: 57-1637 (526 amino acids)
Biological process (GO): cilium assembly; protein localization to cilium
Cellular component (GO): ciliary basal body
Molecular function (GO): protein binding
Source: RefSeq, a predicted model, not a curated record
ACGCCAACUGCCGUUAAACUUCAUCAAAGAAGAAGAAUCCGACCAUAGAAGUAAACAUGGCAGACGACAAUCCCGUAGCGGAUGUUCAACUGCCUCCAGCUUCUGAAAUCAGGAAGCCUCGUCCUAAAAAAGCGCCUGAGCUCCCUAUUUUGGAGAGAAGAAACUGGCUCAUCCACCUUCACUACAUCCGUAAAGACUAUGAGACCUGUAAGUCAAUCAUCAAAGAGCAGCUACAAGAAACCGGGGGGAUGUGUGAAUAUGCCGUCUAUGUACAAGCUUUAAUCCUUCGCCUGGAAGGGAAAAUCCAGCAGUCACUGGACCUGUUCCAGAGCUGUGCAAUACUCAACCCUGGCAGCUCGGAUAACCUCAAACAAGUGGCCAGAUCCCUAUUUCUCCUUGGUAAGCAUAAGGCUGCCAUAGAGGUUUACAAUGAGGCUUCACAGCUCAAUGAGAAAGACUGGGAGAUCAGCCACAACUUAGGUGUGUGCUACAUCUAUACCAAAGACUUCAACCAUGCAGAAGAGCAGUUGAACAUCGCCCUGGAGUUGAGCAAGCACGACCUGACUUACAUGAUGCUGGGAAAGAUUCACCUGCUGGAAGGGGACACUGACAAAGCCAUCGACGUGUACAGAAGUGCUGUUGAGUUUUCUCCUGAAAACACGGAUCUUCUCACCACUCUUGGCCUGCUAUACAUGCAACAAGGCAAAUAUCAGAAAGCCUUUGAACACCUUGGGAAUGCCCUAACGUAUGACCCCAACAACUUUAAGGCCAUCCUGGCAGCCGGCAGCAUGAUGCAGACGCAUGGGGACUAUGAUGUUGCCAUGAAUAAGUACCGCGUGGCAGCUUAUGCUGUACCUGAGAGCUCACCUCUCUGGAAUAACAUUGGCAUGUGCUUCUUCGGAAACAAGAAAUAUGUGGCGGCCAUCAGCUGUCUGAAGAGGGCCAACUACCUGUCUCCGUUUGACUGGAAAAUCCUGUACAACCUGGGCCUGGUGCAUCUCACCAUGCAACAGUAUGCCUCAGCCUUCCACUUCCUCAGUGCUGCUGUCAACCUGCAGCCAAAGAUGGCAGAGCUCUAUAUGCUGCUGGCAGUUGCACUUACUAAUAUGGAUGACGGGGAGAAUGCCAAGCGAUCAUACGAGCAAGCAGUGUUGUUGGAUAACGGUAACCCCUUGAUCAAUUUGAAUUUCGCAGUCCUGUUGUACAAUCAAGGAGACAAAAAAGGAGCCACAGAUCAGUACCUGGAGAUGGAGAGUAAAGUGAUGGAAAGCAGCCAUAAUGCAGAAUUUGACCCAGAGCUCAUUGAGAUGGCCCAGAAGUUGGCAUCUGCUCUCCAGGUGGGAGAGACCUCGGUGUGGACCAAGCCAGGUAAGGACUCCAAAGUCAGUCAGCGCUCCAAGACCACGUCCCUGCAGCCCCUGGGCACCAACCAGGCCCUUGGGCAGGCCAUGUCUUCAGCUGCCAGCAAAAGCAUCCAGCUAGCUGCAGGCUCUAAGGCUCCACCCAAGUCCACCUCCACGCCGCUAGAUGAAGAGCAUGAUGUGGAGAAUGCUCCUUCCCCUCCCCUAGGGGACCCUGAGUCAGAGGAUCCCAAAGCCAAAGAGAAGAAGAGCAAGUCUAAACCUGUGGCUGAGUAGGGUCCAUGAUCCACUGCUAUGUGAAGCGAAGCAGUGUAUAGUUGAAUAGCAACAUUACAGUUGAAUAGUAUGUACUGUAUUGGGGUUGGAUUAAUUGCAGGUUUAAAAUGUUUUGAAUAAAAGUAGGGGGAGACUUUACAGUGCAUACAGAAAGUAUUCAGACCCCUUGACUUUUUCCACAUUUUGUUAGGUUACAGCCUUAUUCUAAAAUGUAUUAAAUACUUUUUUCCCUCAUCAAUCUACACACAUACCCUAUAAUGACAAAGCAAAAACAGUUUUUAUUUUAUUUUAGCAAAUCUAUUACAAAUAGGCUGUCAUUGAAAAUAAGAAUUUGUUCUAAACUGACUUUCCAGGUAAAAUAAAACAAGCUUGGCACACCUGUAUUUGGGGAGUUUCUCCCAUUCUUCUCUGCAGAUCCUCUUAAGCUGUCAGGUUGGAUGGGGAGUGUCGCUGCAUAGCUAUUUUCAGGUCUCUCCAGAGAUAUUUGAUCGAUCGGGUUCAGGCUGGGCCACUCAAGGACAUUCAGAGACUUAUCCCGAAGCCAUUCCUGUGUUGUUUUGGCUAUGUGCUUAGGGUCGUUGUCCUGUUGGAAGGUGAACCUUUGCUUUGCCCCAGUCUGAGGUCCUGAACGCUCUGAAGUAGGUUUUCACCAAGGAUCUGUCUGCACUUUGCUCCAUUCAUCUUUCCCUCGAUCCUGACUAAUCUCCCAGUCCCUGCCGCUGAAAAACAUCCCAACAGCAUGAUGCGGCCACCACCAUGCUUCACCGUAGGGAUGGUGCCAUGUUUCCUCCAGAUGUGAUGCUUGGCAUUCAGGCAUUUCAUCAGACCAGAGAAUCUUGUUUCUCAUGGUCUGAGAGUCUUUUGGUAAACUCCAAGCGGGCUGUCAUGUGCCGUUUACUGAGGAGUGACUUCCAUCUGGCCACUUUACCAUAAAGGCCUGAUUGGUGGAGUGAUGCAGAUGGCUGUCCUUCUGGAAGGUUCUCCCAUCCCCACAGAGGAACUCUGGAGCUCUGUCAGAGUGACCAUCUGGUUCUUGGUCACCUCCCUGACCAAGACCCAUCUCGCACGAUUGCUCAGUUUUGCCUGGCAGACUGAUUUAGGAAGUCUUUGGUUCAAAACCUCUUCCAUUCAAGAAUGAUGGACACUGUGUUCUUGGGAACAUUCAAUGCUGCAGAAAUGUUUUAUGCCUCGACACAAUCCUGUCUGAGCUCUACGGAUAAUUCCUUCGACAUCAUGGCUUGGUUUCUGCUCUGACAUGCACUGUCGACAGCGGGACCUUAUAUAGACAGGUGUGUGCCUUUCCAAAUCAUCUCCAGUCAAUUGAAUUGACCACAGGUGGACUCCAAGUUGUAGAAACAUCUCAAAAAUGAUCAAUGGAAACAGGAUGCACCUGAGCUCAGUUUCGAGUCUCAAGCAAAGGGUCUGAAUACUUAUGUACAUAAGGUAUUUUUAAUACAUUUGAAAACCUUUCUAAAAAUGUGUUUUCGCUUUGUCAUUAUGGGGUAUUAUGUGUAAAUUGUUAAGGAAAGAACCAUAUUCAUUAAGGCUGUAAUGUAACAAAAUGUGGAAGCAGUCCAGGGGUCUGAAUACUUUCCGAAUGCCCUGUAUGUAAGUGAUAUUCUGCUUAUAUCAUGGUUUGGCACAGAAAACAUUAAUACACAAAGUACAAUUUAAAUGUUGUUUACAUCUGCUGAAGUAGCAAGCUAACUCCAGUCUUUUUAUGUAGCCUACUGAUAUGGAGAGGUAUUUUCUGGCGGAAUUACACAGUGUAACUCUGGAGGAUGUUGCAACUGAAUGGUUAAUCAAAUGUAUGCCCACCUAUCAAGCACCCUUCAGCCAAUCAGAAUCGAAUGUUCAACAAAACUGUGGUAUAAAAAUGUAUAAACUGUUAGUGUUACUGA